AUGGCGGAUAAGUGGGUGGGGGAUGUGGAGGCGGGCGGAGGGGAGGAGAAGGGAGGGGAGAGGGAAGGGAGGGCGGGAGGAGGACUGGGGGGGAUCGAGGAGGAAAGAGAGACCAGUAACGAGGAGAAUGUGUGUCCAAGGAGGGGCUCAGCUGGAAAAGAGGUUCCAGGAGAAAAGGGAGCAACAGCAGGGGAAGGGAUGAGUGAGGAGAGUGCAGCUGGGGGCAGUGGGGAAAAGAACCCAAACCCAGAACUUGGAAGGGGAGGGUCGGGGGAAGAAAGGACAGGAGAGUCUGAGCAAGGGAAAGUGACAGGAGAGGAAGCUUCCCAGGAGUUUCUGGUCCCGUGGCACCUGCCAUGUCAUCGAGUGGAGAUAGGCUCGGCAGCAGCUGCACAGCAUGUAGCCUCGGGAUUUGCUCGGCGCGAUGAAGCGAAGGGGUCGGUGGUGUACAACCGAUAUUAUUAUGUUUUCACUCAAGGAGAGCUGGAGAGGCUCAUCACAGAGAUUGGUGGUGCAUCAAUUGUUGAGAGCUUUUACGACAAAUCCAAUUGGUGUGUGAUAAUGGAGAAGCUCUAG
Closterium sp. NIES-65 is the source of this 576-nucleotide messenger RNA. The record is from the annotation of a GenBank genome assembly. Lineage: Eukaryota; Viridiplantae; Streptophyta; Zygnematophyceae; Desmidiales; Closteriaceae.